Molecule: messenger RNA, 1085 nt
Organism: Daldinia loculata
Lineage: Eukaryota; Fungi; Ascomycota; Sordariomycetes; Xylariales; Hypoxylaceae
Exons: 1
Coding region: 148-1023 (291 amino acids)
Source: RefSeq, a predicted model, not a curated record
CCCGGAUAUACUUCCUCUUCGCCGAGCCGGUUGUAUCCGAUCCGAGUCUCAUCUCACGGUUAUAAUCCCCCCAUACUCCCCCAUACAAACUCCACUCUCACUCGCCCGCACCCGGAACACUUACAUACACACGCAACCACCACCACAAUGAGCCUCCUCCAAAAGAAAUACGCGGCCCUCAUCAACCCGGACGUCCUCCGAGCCCACCAAAAACCCAUCCUCCUCGCCACCGGCAUAACCGCCGCCGCCGCCCCGCUGCUCGCCUACGCAUGGUCGUGCUACCGGCAAUGGCUUGCCCUCGGCCCCGGCGGCGUACCCUACCACUUCCUCGGCUGGCUCCUCCAAACCAGCAUGCACGUGAUCGCCCGCUCCGACACCCGGGAGCCCCUCCCUAGGCCGUACACGCGGCUAGAAGACGUAGCCGCACUCUACGGCGCCGCGGGGGCAAAGACGUACUUCGGCAACGGCCAGGGCCAGAUCCCCAAACGCAAGGGCGACCGCCCUACCAUCCCGACGUUCGUCGCGCCCCAGCGGCAGACCUCGGAUGUUGCUUCCCCCGCUACCGUAGCCGCGGAGAAGGCGUUCCUGGAUGCUUUGGCCGCGGCCAACGCCUCGCUCUUCGAGGUCCGGACAAGCAAGCUCGAGGGCCCUCUGCACCAAGCCUUAUGGCUACGACUCCCCUCCGCGUCGCCCGACGACGCCGAGAAGCAGAAGACUCUCCUGGAAUUACGUACCCGACUUGGUAGGGGGUCAGGCGGAGAGUUCGCCCACGUGCACGGCGAGGGAAGUGCUCAUGUGACGCUCAGCCCAGCGGACGCCAAGGCCGCGAUCGAAGCCGGGUGGGCGGAGCGCCAUCGACUAGCCGGUGUCUGGGGGUCGCGCGCCGUGGUGCCGUGGGGGUACGUCCUGGUAUACGCGCCGCGCGACGAGGCUGAAUUUGCGGUCUUCCGCGAGUUUAUACUUGCCGGAGCGCGGUAUGUGACCGAGGGUGCUGGAGCUGAAGUUGUUGCUCCGGCGGAGUGAAUGUUUGGGGGGGGGGGAGCCUGGGUAAGGGCGUGAAUGGAAGGAGUAAAAGGGUGUGUAUA